This is a messenger RNA of Salpingoeca rosetta, 1072 nucleotides long. Its product is annotated as tRNA (adenine-N(1)-)-methyltransferase catalytic subunit TRMT61A. The transcript has 12 exons. The record is from RefSeq and is a predicted model, not a curated record. Gene Ontology annotation, biological process: tRNA methylation. Gene Ontology annotation, cellular component: nucleus; tRNA (m1A) methyltransferase complex. The coding region runs from base 45 to 1055 and encodes 336 amino acids. NCBI's taxonomy places the organism in Eukaryota, Choanoflagellata, Craspedida, Salpingoecidae.
CCCGUGGCUCUCGAUCGCAACCAGCCAGCAGCCAGCCAGCAGUGAUGAGCUUCGUCAAGUUUAAGGACGUGAUUGAGGACGGUGACACCGUCAUCGUCAAAUAUGCACAGCACUCAUCAUUUGUCGUUGUGGAAAAGGGCAAGGAUUUCCACAACAAGCACGGGCGCUUCUUGUUUGAUGAUAUGAUUGGCAAGCCGUUUGGCUCAAGGAUAUACGCGAGCGAUCGCGGAAGCCUACGCAGCUACAUCUAUGCCAUGCACCCGACACCGGAGUACUGGACAGAGGUGCUACCACACCGCACCCAGAUCAUCUACGCUUCGGAUAUCUCCAUGGUCACGUUCAUGCUCGACCUCAAGCCAGGCAGCGUCGUCUUGGAGACGGGCACUGGCAGUGGUUCGCUGUCGCAUGCCAUCGCACGCACCAUUGCACCCACAGGCCACCUCCACACGUUUGACUUUCACGCCGAGCGCGUCGAGAAGGCAAAAGCUGAGUUUGCGUCACACGGGCUGUCGGAUGUGAUUACAGUCAAGCAAGCAGACGCCACGCGCGACGGCUUUGGCGUCGACGGGCUGUGUGAUGCCGUGUUUCUGGAUCUUCCAUCGCCACAUCUCGCCCUCCCAUUCGCCGACAAGGCGCUCAAGAGCACUGGUGGUCGUCUGUGUUCGUUCAGUCCGUGCAUUGAGCAAGUGCAACGCACGUGUGAUCUCCUCCGCGACAUGAAGUACACAGACAUAUUGACCAUUGAGGUGCUGGAGCGUAAGCUUGAAGCCAAGCCAACGACCAUGCCCGAGUGCCCGCUCACCUCCACUGCUCCGCCAAAGGCGGGCAAGCGCAAGGCUGGGGAGUCAAGCGGUGCGUCGAAGCGAGACAAGCGAGGCUCUUCCAUUGACGACACCAGCGCGUUGUCGUUUACGAGCACGAACCAUGUGGCGGAGCAGAAAGGCCACACGGGCUUUCUGACCUUUGCUACGAAACCCCACGCAUUGUUGCUGCAAUCACCAGCAGAGGAUGAUGACGAGGGUGAUGAGGGUGAUGAGGGUCGCAAGAACGAAUAAACACACUCGCUUGUCCA